AUGAAAGAGAGCCAGCUUCUGAGAGAGAAGAUGAAAGGAAAUGUAAGUGAAAAAGAUAAAGUGAGAUCAAGGAAAGACACAAGAAUGCCACAACCAAAUUUGGAAACUGUUGUUUGCUCAAGGAAUGCCCCCCACAGUGUUGAGGCUGUGAGGAAAAUGAAAGAGAGCCAGCUUCUGAGAGAUAAGAUGAAAGGAAAUGUAAGUGAAAAAGAUAAAGUGAGAUCAAGGAAAGACACAAGAAUGCCACAACCAAAUUUGGAAACUGUUGUUUGCUCAAGGAAUGCCCCCCACAGUGUUGAGGCUGUGAGGAAAAUGAAAGAGAGCCAGCUUCUGAGAGAGAAGAUGAAAGGAAAUGUAAAUGAAAAACAUAAAGUGAGAUCAAGGAAAGACACAAGAAUGCCACAACCAAAUUUGGAAACUGUUGUUUGCUCAAGGUCACCAGGAAGGCAUAACUGUAGAGAGCACUCAUCCACUCCAAAACCCACAACACUGCAAAUAGGGCAGCUGUCAAGGAAUGUGACAAGGGAGCAUAUCUUUGAAAUAUUUGAGGCAUUUGGAAAUGUAAAAAAUGUAGAAUUUCCAAUGGAUAAACUGCAUCCAGGCUGUGGUACGGGGUCUGCAUAUGUUGAAUAUGCAACGCUGGCUGAAGCUCAAAGUGCAAUGAAGCAUAUGGUUGGUGGGCAGAUAGAUGGCCAGGAGAUAACAGCUGCUCUGGUGCUGAUGCCACCCAAACCAAGACCAUCUCUACCUCGCCCCAGUCCUCCCCGCAGACCUGUGCAUUGUAUCAGUUUCAUUCACCUCCACCACCACAACAUUGGAGAAGUCUGCCUCAUCGGCGACCUCAUUGCUCCAGAUCUUGUUGUUGAACACCUGUUCAUUAAAGGUGGUACAGUUAUUCAAGCUCCAGUAAUUCACACUGAUUUUGCUUGUGAAGAACCUCUUGGUUUACAUACUGAUUGA
Molecule: messenger RNA, 960 nt
Organism: Schistocerca serialis cubense
Lineage: Eukaryota; Metazoa; Arthropoda; Insecta; Orthoptera; Acrididae
Product: RNA-binding protein with serine-rich domain 1-like
Exons: 6
Coding region: 1-960 (319 amino acids)
Biological process (GO): mRNA splicing, via spliceosome
Cellular component (GO): nucleoplasm; ASAP complex; cytoplasm
Molecular function (GO): RNA binding
Source: RefSeq, a predicted model, not a curated record